Molecule: messenger RNA, 693 nt
Organism: Setaria italica (foxtail millet)
Lineage: Eukaryota; Viridiplantae; Streptophyta; Magnoliopsida; Poales; Poaceae
Exons: 1
Coding region: 1-693 (230 amino acids)
Source: RefSeq, a predicted model, not a curated record
AUGUCGACCAGCUGGGACCAUUCGCAGCAGCACAAUGGCAACCACCGGCGUGACGACGGCGUGCGCCCGCACCGGCGGCCGCGGUACAACGACGACUACAGGGGCCACCGGUCGGGCGUGGUGGAGUGGACGGUGGCGGUGGUGUUCACGGUGCUGGCCGUGGUGGUGCUGCUGGCGGCGGUGGCCGUGCUGGUGGUGGUGCUCCUUCUCCAGCCCCGGUCGCCGUACCUCGCCGUCCGGACGGCGAGCCUCGACGCGCUCGUCUACGACCAGAACGGCGCGCUGGACGACGUGCAGCUGUCGCUCCUCGUCGAGGCCCGCAACGGCAACGCGCACUCCGCCGCGGCGUUCUCGCGCCUGGAGCUCCGGCUGUCCUUCGGCGGCGGCGUGGUCCUCGCCAAGCUCCGCGCCGACCCGUUCCAGCUGCCGCCGAAGGGCACCCUGCCACUGGCCUACGUGGCGCGCUCUCAGGGCGUCCCGCUCGACGCCACCCGGAGCGCCGCCGUGGAGGCCGCGCUCCGCGACGGCGUCGUGCCGUUCCGGGUGGACGGGGAGGCGAAGACGGCGUGGAAGAUCGCCGGGCUCGUCGGCAUCCACCACUGGACGCGGAUGGCAUGCGAGCUCCGGUUCUUCUGGCCCAACGGCUCCGCGCUCCACUUCAGCUGCAACUCCAAGUCCAAGUUCUUGUUCUGA